Moneuplotes crassus is the source of this 1720-nucleotide messenger RNA. Lineage: Eukaryota; Ciliophora; Spirotrichea; Euplotida; Euplotidae. The record is from the annotation of a GenBank genome assembly.
AAAUUAGAAUUAUGGAAGAUUGCAUUUACAGAGAUAAGAACAUUCGUACUUUCUUAGGCCCCAUCAGAGAGAAGGAGGUUAACUAUAUCGUUAGAGAGCUCUGACUACUUGGCAUUCAGGUAUUCAAGGAGAAAAACCAAGGAAUAACUCACUAUUCAUUAGAAAAUGUUAAGAAAUGCCGUCAAGAAUACGUUGAAGAAUGUAAAACUCAUACGUAUUACCAAAGAUAUGCAAAAAAUACAAUUGAGAAUGAAGCAGAUGGUCUCCUGGAUGCUGAGAGAUCCAAUGCUUAUGGGCAAGAUAAAUUUAAGGAAAACAAAAACAGACAUCUUCAUUCCCAAGGAGACUUAUACAAUGGGGGAUUCGAUCAUUUAAACAACUCUGAGUAUUCAAGGAAUUACUCUCAGAAAUCGAAUAGAAAUCAUAAGAGUAGAGAGGUUGACUCAACUCAGGGAGAAAGUCAGGAAGAUGGCCAAGGAGAAGUCUUACAGAAGGAAGAAAUUUAUUACCAAAGGUCAAGAUCGAAUAGUUAUGAAGAAAAAUCAAAUUUUCCUCCUAAUGGUAGAAGGAAUACUUCAAAUUUUAAUUCUCUUAAUCCAGAAUUCACUCGUGACUUGAAUGCUGUUGUUGAUCAUAGAGUCAGAAGUAGUUCAAAGGAUCGUCAAGCUCAGGUAGUAACGACACUUGACAGAUCAAUGAAAUACAGCUCUGAGUUGCCUUACAAAGGAGGAAAGACCAGCCCAUUGAAAUCAUGCAUCCAAAAUGCAGAAGUAAAGGUUUCUAGAGGAGGGGUAGCCAUAGCUUUUGACCCUUGGAAGCAAUCUAAAAAGAAAAGUGUCAAGAGAAGUCAUACCAAUAGAAAUGUUGAACAAGAAUACUUCUAUGAUCGUAUUUGAGAUAAUGAAGACAUUAGAAUUGCAGAUGGACAUUUCUUCAAUAGCCAGGUGAAAUCUCCUGGUGUUAAGCCAAGAGUCGACCCUCAAGUAGAGAGACUAGCUAAAAGAGAUAUGAAAAUAGCUCUUAAGAAAAGGCAGAAAUAUGAAAACAAGAGAAGAGCUAUGAAAAAGUCUGCAAAGAGCAAGAAUGAAAAGUACUAUAAAAAAGAGCGAAGAAACAAGAGUCCUUAUAAGAACGUUCAAAGUAAAAUUAAGCUCUCAGUUAUGAAGGAUAAGUCUAGAGCGAGGAGAAGGAGCAUUACAGGACCAAUAGGAAGAAAAUCAAAAAGUGUUACUAAAUCAUUCACACAAAGAGAAGUUAAACAUUCUGACCACUAUCCUCCUGGACUUCACCAUGAGCAUUCUUUCAAUGGGAUAAGUGAUUCUAUGAAUGGUCAUCCUGUAAUAGACCAUUCGAGAACGGCUAUUUUUGGCCAAAGAGAAGAUUCUUUCACAGGAGAUGUCCAUUAUAUCGACGAUGGAAGAGAUGUUGAACUAAGAAACCACCAUCCUACAUUUGGAGGCCAUGAUCCAUCAAGAAAUGAUUUUAAAAGUGACUCAAACUAUGAGAUGAUGAACUUCGAUUUAAAUGAAAGAAAUAGAGAUAACUCUAGCCUCAAAUACAGAUCUCUUCGUUGUCCAUAUGAAGGUAUUCCAAAUGCACACACUGACUCAGACCUUGUCAAUUCUCCUGAAAACCCUAUUCACUCAAGAAUGCCAAUGCAUGCUCCAAUUCUUCCAUAUCGCAGAUAAGAAAUCAUUAAGUUUACUUUCAAAUAUUGACC